Molecule: messenger RNA, 3127 nt
Organism: Syngnathus acus (greater pipefish)
Lineage: Eukaryota; Metazoa; Chordata; Actinopteri; Syngnathiformes; Syngnathidae
Gene: cdca2
Product: cell division cycle associated 2
Exons: 15
Coding region: 47-2641 (864 amino acids)
Source: RefSeq, a predicted model, not a curated record
AACUGCAGAAUGCCCUCUAUCAGAUAGCGUGGAGGAGAAUGGAGAGAUGGCCACUGAACAAAUGCUCAUCGUGGACAAGAAGGCAGACGAGAGCAAAAUGUCCCCUUCAAAGGAUCCUGAAACUGUAGCAAGGGAGUCUCUUGAGCUUCAGAAACUCACACCUUCUCAGUUUGGGAUUACUGUGCAAAGUUUCAACCCAGUAGCAUCUGGAAGCAAAGAAAAAUCUCAUUUGGCAAAAUUGAAGGCAAGAAGAAGACGUUCUAAUGUAGGUGUGAGAGGCUCACCAGAAACAAACUCGCUCAUCCGCUUCAUUGCACAACAAAAACUGAAGAAUUCCUCCAACUGUCAAACUCCAGAGCAGCUUGUCAGAGGUAGCCCCUUCCUUCCUCGAGUAGCAUCCACCCUGAAGCAGAAAAUAGCUUCCUUCCAGACUUUGGUGUUUGUGGAGGAGAGCGAGGUUUGCGAUCAGGAUGACAACACUGGUGGAUGCAUGACGACAAAGGAUUAUCUUUCUGAUGAACACAACCAAGAAGGGAAAGAGAACCACCAUCGAGCAGCGUCACCCACACCCAGCAAGAAGCGUCGUGUGGGCCCCCUCAAAGGCUGUGAAGUGCAGAUUAGAGUUGCACACACUCCAGACCUUCCCUUAAAUGGCAGAGACGAGGAGGGAAAUAAGGAGCCAGUGGCAGAAUGCAAUAAUGAUGUCAAAACAGAACCUGUGCCAUCAAGUGAGACUGAAGAAGAAACCCAACCUGUGCUUCCUUGUACACCUCUUCGUGGUUACCGUGAGCGACACAUGUCCUUGGAACAUUAUGCCUUUUCCUCCAAAAACAACCAACAGGAAAAUGUGUUUGAACCUCAAAGCCCCAGCCGACCACAGCCUAGUGACCUUACAUCACUUUCACCAGAGGAAUCUUUCUCUGUUUUCCAGUUCUCUUCGCUCCCCUCUCAAUCAUCCGAAGCAAGCGAGUCGUCUGGGGCAUCUGCAGAAAAGAAGAAAAAGAAGCGGGUGCAUUUUGGAUGCCCACUUUCCCCUGAGUUUUUUGAUACGCAACUGCCUCCCAGCACCCCGUUGCAGAAAGGGCAAACGCCAGCUCGAGCCUCCACACCAGGUGGGAUCUUAAAGAAGACACCGCAGAGGAGUGAGUCUUUUACUCCACAAGCCCAGCGAGAUCUUUGCAGUAUGUUUGGUGCCUCCCCGGCACCAAUGUCUGCAAUGUCUCAUGACCACAGAAUGCUCCACAUGGCGGAAGAUGGGGUGGAGAAGUUUGAAAAGAUCAUUUUUCCUUCAACAGAAGACAGUGAUUCUACAAUUAUGCCUGAUACAGAAUUGAUGAAUUAUACCCAGCUGAAUUUAAAAGAUGCUUUCGAUGAUGAGGCUCUUUCUCCAGCAGUACCAACAGACGUGAAGUCUGAAAUAAGGCCAGCCUAUGAGUCAAACGCCCUGAACGAGCGUGAGUCUUUGUCAGAGGAGAAACAACCUGAGGCUGUCGGUGACGCUGCACCCAGAUUGAAGAACUGGGAAAAUAAGGCAGCAGAAGAAUCUGAAUCUACAAAUGAAUUUCCAGCUGCUCGUACUCGUAAGAGGAAGCUUCCUGAAAAGAGCCAGCCUGUGAGGAGGUCGACGCGCUCUGCUGCCAAGCCUUCUGAGACGAUUAAACUGGCCUCUAAAGCAGCAGCACAUCGGUGGAAAAGGGAAGUCAACCUUUCUCUUUACGGCUCUCGAACAUAUGCAUCCAAGAAUCCUAGCCUCAGUCCCAUCACAGAGUUGUUCCAGUCAGUAGCAGCACAGGGCUGUCUCCCUACUAGCUGUGCAGAUGAAAGUGCAUACUUGAAGAAUAACGCCAGUGAGUCAGAAAGCAGUGGCCCCGGGACUUCAGUAUGUAUUGGUGAGAGUUCAUCAGAAGCGCCCUUCUCCUCUGGCAAAAAAGCCUCAGGGACUAACAGGUCCUCAUCAAGGCCCAGGACCACAAGGCGAGGAUUAAGGAAGGGCAGAGUUUCAAUGCACGAUCUGCUACAUGUGGAGCCUCAGAUGCAGACCGAUGAGAAGGCAAGCGAGAACCGUGAAGAAGAGGUCACUACAAACACUGCGGGGUCAAUAGACGACCCAUCAGAACAAGUGUCGGAUGAUGCUGAAGAACAUUGCACCCUAAUAUUUGCUGACACAACCAGCGCACACGCAGAUCCAAAUUCAGAUUGUUGUCAUUUGGUCGUUGAAGGCUCCACCUCAGCCUGCUUGUUAGGAGGAGAACAAACCAGUACAGUGGCCUUGACAAGCACGUCCCCCCGGACAACCCAGCAGGCUCAAAAUAUGUCAAGAUGCUUGGGGCGCUCUGUGAACCCGGCAGAGGAACAACCUCAAGCGGAAGCAGAAACACAGCCCAAAACAAACAGCAAUUCAUCGUGUGAAUCUCCUGAAGAGGAGGCACAAGUCGACUGUGGCCCGGCCUCCUGGAAGGCGGACUUCAAUUUUGAGGAUGUCUUCAAACGCAGGGGACAGCGCUCAGUGCGCCGCAGCCUACGGAACCAAAGGAACACAGAUAAUGACUCAGGUCUGUCCUGGGUGCCUCGGAUCUCACCUGAAAUAAGAAAAAGAACCGUCAAGAAGAUGCAGAAUCGCAGAUUCAGUUCGAUUGUUUAACCAGUCGCCACUGUCUGAGGACACUGAGCACGCCACUUGCUCGUAGUUUGACAGUUUUUGCAUUCCACUCAAAUAUUACUUACAUCAUAUCGUUUUUCCUUCUGAAUUAAUUUGCCUGUUUUGCAAGGUUGUUGUUUUAUGGGAUUAAAGUGCUGAUUCAUUCUCCUUAACCAAUCAUUUGCAUCAUUCGUCUAUGCAAGCCACUCAAUAUACAGCGAGCCCAAUCAUUUAUGCUGACCUCCUCUCAAUCAAUAUCCAACCACGCAUUUCCCCUCUCACUAGAUCCAGUCUCAAUGAGUCAAUAUUUUCUCUUAGUGGAUAGAUGAAGACGGCCUUAGUGCAGUACCAAUCUGUCAGACGAGGUUAGAGGCUACUGGAUUAAUGUGAACGAAAUGGCAGGAAGGGCUAAAUGAGCCCUUGAGUCAUUCUCUGCUGUUGGGGUAACCAGGAGUCGUGGUGGAAAGCAGGAAUAAAAGCAAACCUAUG